CCAGAACCAGAACCAGAACCGGCUCCAGGCAGGGAACCGCUCAGACGUCCAGAGGGAGCAAAGAUCAGCGGCUCAGACGCUCAGGAAGAUAAAACAAGAUGAGGGUCAGUCUGCAAACGCUGAUAACAUGCCUGUUGUUAUCAUCAGCAUCAAUACUGACAUCAGAGACAACAACACCAACAAUUGAAGCAACAACACCACCACCACCAACAACACCACCCCUAACAACACCAACAACAAUGACACAGACAACUGUAGCAACAACAGCACCAACAACAACACCAACAACAACAACACCAACAACAACAACACCAACAACAACAAUGACGUCUAGACAUUCGUCAACCUCAUCAUCUCAAACUGAGAGCGGCACUACAGGCGUUUCUGCAUCUUCAUCACCACCAUCAUCAUCCACAGUGACCUCAGAUGCUACAACUAAAAUCGUCACCCACAUAACCGAUCAAGCAAAUGACACCACAACCAGCACCACCAACACCACAACCAGCACCACCAACACCACAACCAGCACCACCAACACCACAACCAGCACCACCAACACCACAACCAGCACCACCAACACCACAACCAGCACCACCAACACCACAACCAGCACCACCAACACCACCAACACCAGCAACAACACCAGCUUCUCUACCACCACAACUGGUUCCACAACCAGUAAAAUGGCCUCAGAACCACCAGGCUCAUCUGGCGCCCCAACCACCAGGCCUGAUGCUGCCUCUACCGGCAGUCCGCCGCCGGAGAAGGAGGAACAGAAGUCAAAGACACUUAGCCCAGGAACCGUCGCUGUUAUCGUGGCCAUUUUCCUGCUGCUGGUUCUGCUGGUGCUGGGCGGAUUAUACCACCACAAGAUCAGACGGGCGUCGUACGGCCCCCUGCUGGACAGGCAUGAACACGGCUCUUUAGGAAACUUCACCAACCCCAUGUACGACCCCUGAUGACCCCCGAUGACCCCCGAUGACCCCGGGUGACCCUGGAUGAACCCACAAAUCCUGCACUCUGAGCCGUUUGAGGAUUACGAACGUCUCUGCUAUAGAAACACUGGUUAAAUGGCAUUUUUUUUUUGUUUUUUGAAGUUAAGAACAACAUUUUUUAAGUUUUUGCACUGAAAGUUGAAGUAGGAAUCAUAAGCUGCAUAAAAAGGUCAAAAAAACAAAAAACAAAAAAAAACAGCAUCAAAAUCAAUAAAUUAAUUAUUUUUAGCUGGGAACUUAUUUUAUUUUUACAUAAAUAUUGUCUAACUACAUGAAUUACUUUAAGGAAAACUGUGAGAUAAAAAACAAAUGAACUAAAAAAAGAAUUAGUUAAUUUAAUUUUUAGUGAAAGUAUUUAUUUUCCAAUAAAUUGUGUUUAGUAAUGGUAACUAUUUUAAGAUCAAACUAAGAAUUUCUGUUUUAUAUCUUAUUUGCAUUUUUGUAAUUUUAAAAAUCAAAUAAAUAGACGAAUAACUUAAUUCAUGUUUAAGUUCAUUCUAAUUCUGUUUCUGUUUAGUUUUUCCUGUUUUGAAUAUUUACAGCCGUUUGUUUUGUAAUUUUAACUAAUGUUGCUGGUUUGUGUAAAGAAUAAUUCUGUUUUGAUUGUGUGAAAUUAAAUUGUUCAACUAAAAAUAGUGAUUAAAACCAUAAUGUGAAAAAGUUUUUCUUUUUCAUUUAAAAUGGUUUCAUAAUCAGAAUACAGUCUAUUUAGCUGAAUAAGUUAUUAAAACAUAAAGUGAAAAGUGGGGAGAUUAAUAACUAAACAGUUUUAUUGUUUUCAGAUAUCAGAUUAAAAAUUAACCUCAAAAUAUUUCAUAAUCAGAGUUAACCACUUAAUAAUAAGUACCACGCUAACAACAAGCUAGCUAAAUAGCCUAUCGCUAAGUUAGCUACCUGCUAACAAUGCGGCUAGCUAACUGGACAGAUUCAGUAUUUCUCUCUAAAAGAUAUUCCUGCAGAAAACAUUUCAGCCAUCUUGACGACACUCGGAUGAUAACGCACAAAAAUGAUCACAAACACACCAGCAUGUUUAUCUUUCAAUGCCUCAACAAGAAAGCAAUAAACUUUUACAGUGGUCUAGUAAAAGCCCGAUUUAAACCUGAUUAAAAUGCUUUGGUUUGACCUUAAAUAGGCUGUUCAUGUUGGAAAAUCCCCCAGUUUGGUUGAACUGAAACAGUUCUGAGAAAAUGAAGUGAAAACUUCUUUUAUUGUUCGUUAACACAACAAACACAUGAUGGCACCCAGGUGGGCCCAGUUAAUUAUACGGA
This is a messenger RNA of Gambusia affinis (western mosquitofish), 2263 nucleotides long. RefSeq names its product integumentary mucin C.1-like. The coding region runs from base 99 to 959 and encodes 286 amino acids. The transcript is spliced from 4 exons. Gene Ontology annotation, cellular component: late endosome; Golgi apparatus; early endosome. The record is from RefSeq and is a predicted model, not a curated record. NCBI's taxonomy places the organism in Eukaryota, Metazoa, Chordata, Actinopteri, Cyprinodontiformes, Poeciliidae.